Homo sapiens (human) is the source of this 2662-nucleotide messenger RNA. RefSeq names its product synaptosome associated protein 23 (gene SNAP23). The transcript is spliced from 10 exons. Gene Ontology annotation, biological process: vesicle fusion; exocytosis. Gene Ontology annotation, cellular component: plasma membrane; SNARE complex; presynapse. The record is from RefSeq and is a predicted model, not a curated record. The coding region runs from base 414 to 1082 and encodes 222 amino acids. NCBI's taxonomy places the organism in Eukaryota, Metazoa, Chordata, Mammalia, Primates, Hominidae. Gene Ontology annotation, molecular function: fusogenic activity; SNAP receptor activity.
GAAUGGAGGAAGAACAAAGGCAGGCCCGCUUGCGGGAGAGUCAGUACGCAGCGUUGGACGCUAUGAACAGCCUCCCUGGUCCCUUUUUCAUUCUCCUUGUUUCUCCUUGUUCUUUCCCGGCCUCCCUGUAGCUCCUACUCUCUUCCUUGGUGUCCCGCCAUUUCCUUUAGUCAGUGGCAACUGUUCGGGCUACAUUUUGAAAACACUCCUUCCUUGUAAAACUUUCUGAAGUUGAAUGGAAGGUGCAAGAGCUUUAGAACAGCCAGACCUGAGUUUCAGAUCUUGGACUAGCUACGAAUAAUUUGUGACUUUGGGCAUGCAAUGGAGGAACUAUUUUACCCUAUAAACUCUGGGCCAUCAUUCAGGGAAAAGCCUGUAGAAGACCACAGUCAGAUAUUGAGUUUUGAUUCAUCAUGGAUAAUCUGUCAUCAGAAGAAAUUCAACAGAGAGCUCACCAGAUUACUGAUGAGUCUCUGGAAAGUACGAGGAGAAUCCUGGGUUUAGCCAUUGAGUCUCAGGAUGCAGGAAUCAAGACCAUCACUAUGCUGGAUGAACAAAAGGAACAACUAAACCGCAUAGAAGAAGGCUUGGACCAAAUAAAUAAGGACAUGAGAGAGACAGAGAAGACUUUAACAGAACUCAACAAAUGCUGUGGCCUUUGUGUCUGCCCAUGUAAUAGAUUCUCAGAUGUUGGUUGUUUCUAUGAAACCAGAACAAAGAACUUUGAGUCUGGCAAGGCUUAUAAGACAACAUGGGGAGAUGGUGGAGAAAACUCACCUUGCAAUGUAGUAUCUAAACAGCCAGGCCCGGUGACAAAUGGUCAGCUUCAGCAACCAACAACGGGAGCAGCCAGUGGUGGAUACAUUAAACGCAUAACUAAUGAUGCCAGAGAAGAUGAAAUGGAAGAGAACCUGACUCAAGUGGGCAGUAUCCUGGGAAAUCUAAAAGACAUGGCCCUGAACAUAGGCAAUGAGAUUGAUGCUCAAAAUCCACAAAUAAAACGAAUCACAGACAAGGCUGACACCAACAGAGAUCGUAUUGAUAUUGCCAAUGCCAGAGCAAAGAAACUCAUUGACAGCUAAAGCUACUGCUGUUCUUCUUUAUCAUUUAUUCACUUCCGUAGCUCCUCCUUGAAAGUUAUUACCUUUUCAGAGUUUAAGUUUUCGGUUCCACGCUCUUCUAAUUGGGAGAUAAUAUGGAAGAAGGGCCAGAGCAGUUACAGCCCUCCUUCUUUUUUGUUUUCUGUUGAGGGCCGACUGCUGCUCUGCCUUCCUUCUAGUAUUUUCUUUCUCAAUUCAUACGCUUAGAUUGGUUUUCAUAUGUCAUGUUUAGUGUUUUCAUCCUCCUCAUAUACUUCAGCAGGUUCUUUUGCUUUCAAGAUUUGGAAGCAUUGCCAAAGACAGCCAUGAAGAAGGAAGCUGUAGAGGUGUUUUUUGUUGUUGUUUAUUUUUGCUUUUGUGGUUGAGGGAAGGACAAGAGAUAAGAGGUUGUUACCUCAGUAAAAACCUUCAGGCCACAAAGCAAAAAGUUGCAUAGCCACAACGAAGAUCUAGUUGGAUAUAGUUUUUGAUUUAAGUUGCAGUUAUAGCCAAUUUAGGCUAAUGCUUGGUUUUGGAGCUUUUAUACACAACGUUUUUGUUAGGCAUCACAGUUUUGCAACCUCUGCUCCAAAGAGAAAAAUAGAAUGAGUUUUCUUUCUUUUUUUUUUUUUUGGAGUCAGAGUCUCGCUCUCUUGUCCAGGCUGGAGUGCAAUAGCGCGAUCUGGGCUCACUGCAACCUCCGCCUCCCUGGUUCAAGCAAUUCUCCUGCCUUGCCUCCUGAGUAGCUGGGAUUACAGGCGUGUGUCACCACGCUCGGCUAAUUUUUGUAUUUUUAGUAGAGACAGGGUUUCACCAUGUCAAGCUGGUCUUGGACUCCUGACGUCGUGAUCCACCCGCCUUGGCCUCCCAAAGUACUGGGAUUACAGGCGUGAGCCACUGUGCCUGGCUGAGUUUUCUUAAAGUGAGCUUAAUUUCUGAACUCUUAGUGAUUCAUAUAUGUACAUAAAUCUGUGAUCCCAUUUCUUAUUGCACCAUUCAGGAACACUUUAUAUAAAUGAGUGGCUUUUUAUUUCAUAUUAUUAGUAGUAUCAUGGUUCCAUUACAGGCCUAUUAACAUCAUACAUUGUCAUUAGUCUUUGAAGAAAAAAUAUGUAAAUAUAUAUGUGUAACAUGAGAAUUUCUCUCUAAAGCAGGGCUUAAAAUUUUUUGGAAAAGUUUGACAAAGCAUACCACAUGAAUUCAGAUUUACCUCAAUGCUAAGAAUUAUGUUUAGUUAGGAAAAAGGAAAGUCAUUUUGACCUCAGGUAGAAAAAUAGAUUGCUUUGAGUUUUAUGUAGCUUUAGACUUUAAAAAGUUAGAAUUUAUUCUGUAACUAAAAAUUAUUUGAAAAAAUUAUGCCUCUGGUUUAAUUAUUGGUGAUUACACACUCUUUCUCUUACCCUUGUGUAUUGAACUAUGUCCAUAAUCAAGUUGAUGUGGAUCCUGAAAAGUGUUAUGAACAUCUGAUUGGUAUUUGUCACAUUUAUUUUAAAAUUAGCAUCUGAACACUUCAAAGCUGUCAGUGUGUAUUGGUUUCACCAAUAACCACUGCUUGAUCCUUACAAUUAAAUUUUUUAACUAAC